AUGCGUGACCACAUAUUUCAUGUAGUGUGUCUUGUGCUCAUAGUGCUGCAGCAGACAGAGGCUGCCACUCUGGUGUAUCAUCAGCCCACUGCAGUUGUCUAUCAUCAGCCAUCAGUCAUCCAUCAUCGUGGCGAGGCAGAGCAGCAACAUCCUGGCUACACCAUUGUGGCGCCACUGACAAAGAUCGCACAUGUUACCUACGAUUCGGUGCCUAUCUCCCACACACCCUUCGAGCAUGUGCCCCUCUUCCAGCGGAUCGGACAUGUGAAGAGUGUGCGACUCUAAAUGAGUGAGAUGAACUUGAAUCCGAAUUAAGUUUAGCCAUCGAAAUAAAGUGAA
Messenger RNA from Drosophila grimshawi, 339 nucleotides. RefSeq lists its product as uncharacterized. The coding region runs from base 1 to 285 and encodes 94 amino acids. The transcript has a single exon. The record is from RefSeq and is a predicted model, not a curated record. NCBI's taxonomy places the organism in Eukaryota, Metazoa, Arthropoda, Insecta, Diptera, Drosophilidae.